This is a messenger RNA of Perkinsus marinus ATCC 50983, 366 nucleotides long. RefSeq lists its product as hypothetical. The annotation marks the transcript as partial. NCBI's taxonomy places the organism in Eukaryota, Perkinsozoa, Perkinsida, Perkinsidae. The transcript has a single exon. The record is from RefSeq and is a predicted model, not a curated record.
AUGACCCAACAGGAGGAUCUGCCCACCGAAGGAAUCUACAUUUGGCGAGGAGGCCGCAUGCCCGACAGCGAAGAACGUGAAAUGGUCAGGUUUGGUCUGUUUUAUCCACAUCCAAGCGAGAAGGGUCCGGAGGGACUCUCAACCCUGGAUCUUCAAAGUUGCAUUUUCACUGACAAACCACAUCUAGGAGGCAUCAGAUGGACCUACGUCGCGGAAGAUGAGGACAACAUCAAACUCGAUUAUACCAAUGCCAGUUUCUGCAGCAUGGAGCAGACGACGCCAACAUGGGCUCAAGCCUUCUUCGAGCGUUAUGAUGUGGAUCCAAAGGAAUGCGCACAAGCUCGUUAUGAUAAGAACUUGGAAGAA